Messenger RNA from Rhododendron vialii, 6052 nucleotides. RefSeq lists its product as uncharacterized. Gene Ontology annotation, molecular function: DNA binding. The record is from RefSeq and is a predicted model, not a curated record. The transcript is spliced from 18 exons. Lineage: Eukaryota; Viridiplantae; Streptophyta; Magnoliopsida; Ericales; Ericaceae. Gene Ontology annotation, cellular component: transcription factor TFIIIC complex. Gene Ontology annotation, biological process: transcription initiation at RNA polymerase III promoter; 5S class rRNA transcription by RNA polymerase III. The coding region runs from base 158 to 5785 and encodes 1875 amino acids.
AGCACCAACUUCCCAAAUUUUUCCACGGUGAAGACUCGAACCCUAAAACCUACCCCCACCACUCCCCUCUGCAAAAACCUCCUCCCUUCCUCUCCCCCGCCAUAAACCACUCACCCAAAACCACCAACUGUUUCAUGCUCUCUUCUCCUGCCCGCCCAUGGACUCAAUCGUCCACUCUGCGCUCGAAGAAAUUUGCUCCUUCGGCGCCGCCGGCCUCCCCCUCCCCACCCUCUGGCCCAAACUCCAGUCCCCUCUCUCCUCCCACGGCCUCCCCCUCUGCCCCAACGUCAAGCAAGCCCUCUGGGCCAACCUCCGCAACGUGCCCGGCCUCCAAUUCGAAGCCAGAGGCGCCUCGCUCGACUCGAAUGACCCCAGAAUCCAGUCGGUCGAGGAGUGCGAGAGGCUGAGGUUGAAGAUCGUCGCCGCCGAGCAUCUCCGUGAUAGCUUCGUUGGGGUUUACGAUAUUAAGGCCUCCGAUGCGGCCAUCUCGGGGCCCCAGCGUCGUGCCCUUGAGCGCCUCGCCAUUGCCAGAACAAAUGGGAUCACCCAAAGUGAAAUUGCUAAGGAAUUUGGCAUCAAGGGGAAUAACAUUUUCUACGUGCUGAGGAAUCUUGAGUGCCGAGGGCUGAUUGUGAGGCAGUCGACACUGGUGAGGACCAAAGAAGCUAACAGUGAAGGGGAACUGAAAAAUAGUUCUAUUGUGAAUACCAAUAUGCUCCACUUGUAUCGUUAUGCAAAGCAUUUGGGUUGUCAACAAAGACUUGAAAUAACCAAAGAGGACAAACGCAUGGUGGCUAAUGAGAAUAUGGAUGUAAAUACUGUGAGUGGUGACGGCGCUGGUGAAGGAUGUGUGAAAGAGGAUGUGCAUGUAAAGGAUUAUCUGCCUGCAUUGAAAGCGAUUUGCGAUAAACUUGAUCAAGCUGGCGACAAGAUUCUUCUGGUGGAAGAUAUUAAGCGGGACCUUGGUUAUAGAACAACAACUGGGCACAGGGCUUGGAGAAAUAUCUGUAACAGGCUGAAAGAUGCUCGUAUAGUUGAGGAGUUCUGCGCAAAACUGAACGAGAAGGAGGUCAGCUGUCUGCGUUUGCUGAAAAGCUUUUCUCCGAAAAUUUUUGAGCCUAAAACUCUCGGACGUGAGGGAAAGAGAGGUCAAAUCACUGAACAGCUCUUGGAGCUUCCAAUCGAACAUCAAAUAUAUGGUAUUGUCGCGGCUGAAGGAUCAAAAGGGUUAACAAUUACAGAGAUCUGCAAGAGGCUUGGGAUAAACAACAAACAGUACUAUCGCCGGCUUCUUACUAUGUUCUCUAGGUUCGGAAUGCCUCUGGAGGUAGAAAACCACAAUAGAGGCCUGGCUUAUCGAGUUUGGACUUCUGAGAACUUCAAUCUAGAAGCAUCUAAUAAAUUUGUGAGUAAGCCAGAAAAUGUCUCGAAUGAAAAUGGCACUUAUAAUCCACCUGAUGGGAAUCUUGCACGUCAUGAGAAGUCAGCUCAAGCCAUCCCGGAGUUAGAUCUUUGGACUUCUAAUGUUAAUAUUGAAUACGAUGGAAAAGCUCAUGAAGAAGUGAUUGAACCAGAACUUUCUCAUGCUUCUCCAUCGAACGUUUCUCAUGCAGAACUACAGGUGGUGAGUGCAGUUGCUGUAUCAAAUGUUGCUACUGUAGAAACGUCAUCCCUUGAUUUGUCAACACCUCGCAGACGGCGGUCAUAUGAGAAGUAUCCAUGUCUCACUUCGACUGCAUCUAGUGUACGAAGGGAGCAGUGGAUACUUCUAAGGUUGCAGGAGGAGAAAUUCAUUAUAAGAGCUGAACUAACGAGGGAGCUUGAGAGUCUUGAGAAGGACAAGCUGACGAAGAUGGACAGAAAGACCGUAAACCGCACUCUGAAUAAACUUCAGGAAGAAGGGCACUGUAAAUGCAUUCGUGUUAGUGUCCCUGUCGUAACAAACUGUAGUCGCAGCCGUACAACAGACGUGGUUCUGCAACCAUCUCUUGAGGUAUCCCCUGAACUAUUGGGUAAAAUUCAUGAGAAACUGAGGUCUUUUGAUAUGGAAAUUAGAGCCCAGUGCUCCUCCCGAUCAAAGAAGGGUCAAUCUGUUCCAGUAAUAGAUGGUGUCCAGAGAAUAUUUAAAAGUGCAAAAUUAGAUGACCAAGCUGAAAGGUCGGAAGCCAUGCGUGCUAAUGGGUUUGUACUGGCAAAGAUGGUUCGGACAAAGCUACUGCAUAUCUAUCUAUGGGGCUACGUCAGUGGUUCACCUGGUUGGGAUGAUGCUUUAUCAUUUGGUAAACCUGGGUAUGACCUGAAGAAUCCUCACAGCACUUGCAAAAUAUUUGCACUUGAUGCGGCUAUUAAGGCCAUGCCUGUUGAGCUAUUCUUGCAAGUGGUUGGGUCCACUCGGAAGUUUGAAGAUAUGGUUGAGAAAUGUAGAAGUGGUUUGCGCCUUUCUGAUCUUCCUGACAAGGAAUACAAAAGUCUCAUGGAUACUCUUGCAACUGGACGGCUGUCAUGUAUUAUUGACCGAUUACGACGUUUGAAAUUGAGUCGUCUGGAAAGGGAUGGGCAUUCUGAAGAAAUAACGAACAUCCCACAUGCCACUUUGACAUAUGCUUUGGAACUUAAGCCUUACAUUGAAGAGCCUGUCUCUAUAGUUAUGGCGUCGUCUGGUGUCUUUUCUUUCGAUCUUCGCCCUCAAGUGAGACAUGAUUUUAUUCUGUCAAGCCGAAAAGCUGUUGAUGAAUACUGGAACACGUUAGAGUUUAGUUAUGCUGCUGCUGAUUCAAAAGCUGCUUUACAUGCAUUCCCUGGUUCUGCUGUUCCCGAGGUAUUUCUUUGGCGGACAUGGGCCUCGGUCAGGGUUAUGACAGCAGAUCAGCGUGCGGAGCUUCUCAAGCGUGUUGUGAAUGAUGAUUUAAAUAAAAAACUUCCAUUCAAAGAGUGUGAGAAGAUUGCAGAAGAUCUUAAUUUGACAUUAGAGCAGGUGCUUCGUGUCUACUAUGAUAAGCGGCAAAAACGACUUGCAAGAUUUCAGGGAGGUUCAGAUGCCAGAGGGGAGGAGUUUCAGCCACAAAAGAAAAGGCAUGUUUCAUCUUCACGAAAAAGAAAAAACACUUCAGAAGGAAGGUCAUCAAGGCGUAAAAAAAUUGGCAUUGUAGAUAAAAAAACAAGUGGACAGGGGCUUGGUAGAGAGACCGAUACUGAUGAUCAGUUCCUAGAUGGACAAAAUGCCCCUGUAGCCUCUUCAGGAGAGGACAGUCAUUUACAUACAUUUCAAGAUGGAGAUCGUAUGGAGGCAAUAGAGGAGGUAGAGUCAAAGGAAGAAGUGGAGCAUCACUCGUUUAUUCAUGAAUGUGCCUUUUCAAGUAUUAAGUCAACACGUCAAAGAAAGUUUUCGUGGACGGAAAAGGCUGAAAGGCAAUUGGUGAUAGAAUAUGUAAGAUAUCGGGCUGCUCUUGGGGCAAACUUUCAUUGCACAGAUUGGUCUUCACUUCGGGAUCUUCCAGCUCCUCCUGCCACCUGCAAAAGGAGAAUGGCACUAUUGAACAGUGAUUUAAAGUUUAGAAAAGCUGUAUUGAGACUUUGUAACAUGCUCGGUGAACGAUAUGCCAAACAUCUGGAUAAAUUGCAAAAUAAGUCAUUAAGCCAUGGUGAUUGUAGAGGGAUAGUUGGGGAUUCCUUGUUUGGGAAAAAUCUUCACAGGAGUCUCUCUUGUAAUGAUGAACAUAGUGAAGAUAUGUAUUUUGAGGGACAAUGGGAUGAUUUUGAUGACGUAUGUAUUAAGGUAGCGCUUGAUGAGGUUCUCCAUUACAAAAGGAUUGCUAAACUGGACGCCUCUAAAAGAGCUAGGUCUGUACCGGUGGAAUGGUCAGAACUAAAUAUGGAUGCUGGAGGGCAUGAUCACUUGGGAUCGGGACCAGUUAGUGAGGAUAUUCGCAAACACGGUGGUGGGAAUAAUGUUUGUCCUCGGAGAUCUAGACGUCGUCGCCUUCCUCAAAAGUAUAGUAAGCUUUUGCAUGAAGGGAGUAGUGUUAGUAGAUGGGCACAUGAAUCAGUAGCGGUUUCGAAUGCUGCAGAGCUAUUUAAGCUCGUCUUUCUGAGCACCUCAACAGCUCCAGAGGUGCCGAAUUUGCUAGCUGAAACGUUGCGGCGAUAUUCUGAGCAUGAUCUUUUUGCUGCCUUUAACUACCUUAGAGAGAAGAAAAUUAUGGUUGGCGGUAGUGGAGGUAAUCCCUUCAUACUUUCUCAACAGUUUCUGCAGAGUAUUUCUUCAUCUCCCUUUCCAACUAAUACUGGAAAUAGGGCUGCUAAGUUUGCUAGUUGGCUCCAGGAAAAAGAAAAAGAACCGAUGGAAGACGGGAUUGAUAUCACUGCUGAGUUACAAUGUGGGGACGUUUUCCAUUUGUGUGCUCUAGUUUCAUCUGGAGAGUGGUUAAUCUCACCAUGCCUGCCAGAUGAAGGUGUUGGAGAGGCUGAAGACUUGAGAAUACUGAAGCGGAAAUUUGAUAGUAGUGAAUUUUGCAGUGGUGAGAGGGCUAAGAAAUUGAAGUCUUCAUUGGCUGGAGAAGGUGAGAUCAUCUCUUGCGGAGAAGGUGAGCUCAUCCCUCGCCGAGGAAAAGGUUUUCCUGGUAUUAUAUUAACUAUAAGCAGGGCAACAAUUUCAACAAGUGAUACUAUGGAUUUGUUCAAAGAUGGUAAUAACCAUAGUGGGAUGCCUUUUUCGGGUGAAAAUGACCAAGUCAUUCAGUCUUCCAGUGUAAAUAUUGGGGCCACUGCAUUUCCUUCGGACCAUAUCAAGGAAAUCCUUUAUGAGGGGAGCAGCAUUCCUACGGCAGUUGCUGCCGGUGAGUCAGAAUGGGAAACUAUGACAAGCUAUGCUGCACGUCUGAUGGCUUUACCAACUGAUCAGCAAAAAACGUGUUCUUUUUAUCCUGAGCUCUUUAGGAAUGUUUACUCGGCUAUUCAGAAGGCAGGUGACCAAGGUUUGAGCAUGGAAGAAGUCUCCCAGGUCAUAAACAUGGAGGGGGAAAAUAUCCAAGAACUAAUUGUUGAGGUACUGGAAGCAUUUGGGCGAGCUUUAAAGGUUAAUGCCUAUGAUUCUGUACACAUUGUAGAUUCCUUGUACCGGUCCAAGUAUUUUUUGACCUCAAUGGCCAACUGUAAUCAAGAUCUCGAGGUUUCCUUACCGGCAUAUACUAAAAGUGAUAAUGGGCAAGUGAAUCCUUCUACUGAAAAUCUUGAAGAUCAUGGUGCUAAUGUACCAAAGGAUUUAAGCAUGGACUCUGAUGAAGUGCACAAAGUCACCAUCCUAAAUCUUCCUGAAGAGGUUUAUCAUCCAUCUAGUGAAAUGCGGGGCAGCAAAAAGUCUGAAGGCUGGAAGCAGGCAAAAGUUAUAGCCCAGGGAAAUGGUCACGAGGGGGAAACCUUUGGGUUCUGUUCUGAUGAUUUUGAUUUGUGUGCACCAAUAUUACCUUGGGUGAAUGGCGAUGGUACAAUCAACACGGUUGUUCACAAGGGACUUGUACGUCGUGUUCUUGGUAUUGUGAUGCAAAAUCCGGGGAUAUUAGAGGAGGGUAUCAUCAAUCGGAUUAGCGUAUUGAAUCCUCAGAGCUGCAGAAGUCUGUUAAAACUGAUGAUUAUGGACAAUCAUAUCAUCGUGCGCAAGAUGCACGAGACUACGUAUGGUGAGGCCCCUUCUAUACUGGCUAGUCUUCUUGGUAGUAGAUUGAAGAAAUCAAAGAUGAUUUCCCGAGAGCAUUACUUUGCGAAUCCUUUAUGUACUACCUUGUUGUAGAAUCCACCCCAUCUAUUGCCAUAAAUUUUUAUCAUUGUCGAGGUUUAUUUGGAGCAAUUCCACCGUGCUUUCAAAAAGACCACCAAUGGAGUUAAGAGGCGGUUGAAGUGUUGUUGAAGAUCUGCUGGGUACCGUAGACAUUUAUAGUUCUGUAUAUAGGUACUGUGAAACUUGGUACUCAGUCUGUUUAUGACAUCGUAGGACUUGGAUCAAGUUCCGUGUAAAAAUUGGUUUGGACAUUAUAUAAAGCUGUACGGCAUUUCUUUU